CGCCGAGCCGCGCCGGCAGCAUGAGGAGCGGCGCCGCCGCCGCAGCCGCGGGACGGGCGGAGCAGGAAUAACAUGUGUGGAAGUACUUGCUGUUGUUGAUCACCUGCACCCAGCACAAGAGCUCCAGCUUAAUCAUUCUCCUCAAGCUCUGCUCUCAGAACAUGGGGGAAAACGAUGAUGAAAAAUACAAUCAAGCUGGCCAGAUUUUUGAAAAUUUUGUACAAGCAUCAACAUGCAAAGGCACCAUUCAGGCCUUCAAUAUUCUCACUCGCCAACUUGAAUUGGAUCCUUUGGACAAUAGAAACUUUUACACCAAACUGAAAUCGAGAGUGACCACAUGGAAGGCCAAAGCUUUGUGGAACAAGCUUGAUAAAAGAGCAAGUCACAAAGAGUAUAAACGUGGGAAGUCUUGUAUGAACACUAAGUGUUUAAUUAUUGGAGGUGGCCCCUGUGGCCUGCGGACUGCCAUAGAGCUUGCCUUCCUGGGAGCCAAGGUUGUGGUCGUGGAGAAGCGGGACACUUUCUCAAGGAACAAUGUGCUGCAUCUCUGGCCCUUCACCAUCCACGACCUCCGGGGACUGGGAGCAAAGAAAUUCUACGGGAAGUUCUGUGCAGGAUCUAUUGAUCACAUCAGUAUUCGACAGCUUCAGCUCAUCCUCUUCAAAGUUGCACUCAUCCUGGGAGUGGAAAUUCAUGUGAACCUGGAAUUUGUGAAAGUCCUGGAGCCUCCUGAGGAUCAAGAAAACCAAAAGACAGGUUGGAGGGCUGAGUUUCUCCCCAUGGACCACCCUUUGUCAGAGUAUGAAUUUGAUGUUAUCAUUGGUGCAGAUGGCCGCAGGAACACGUUAGAAGGCUUCAGGAGGAAGGAAUUUCGUGGAAAGCUGGCCAUUGCAAUCACUGCCAAUUUUAUAAACAGAAAUACAACUGCAGAAGCCAAGGUAGAAGAAAUUAGUGGGGUUGCUUUCAUCUUCAACCAGAAGUUCUUCCAGGACCUGAAAGAGGAAACGGGGAUUGACCUGGAGAAUAUUGUUUACUACAAAGACAGCACGCAUUAUUUUGUGAUGACAGCAAAAAAGCAGAGUCUUCUGGACAAAGGAGUGAUCAUUAACGACUCCAUUGACACUGAGCUGCUGCUCUGUGGGGAAAAUGUGAACCAGAGCAAUUUGCUGUCCUACGCCAGAGAAGCUGCUGACUUUGCAACCAACUACCAGCUGCCUUCCUUGGAUUUUGCAAUUAAUCACUAUGGGCAGCCAGAUGUGGCAAUGUUUGAUUUUACCUCCAUGUAUGCCUCUGAGAACGCUGCGCUGGUGAGAGAGAGGCACAGACAUCAGCUCCUGGUGGCCCUUGUUGGAGACAGCUUGCUUGAGCCCUUCUGGCCAAUGGGCACUGGCUGUGCCAGAGGGUUCCUGGCUGCCUUCGACACGGCGUGGAUGGUGAGGAGCUGGGCACAGGGCAAGCCCCCGCUGGAGAUCCUGGCUGAGCGAGAGAGCAUUUAUCGGCUCUUGCCUCAGACGACCCCUGAAAAUAUUAAUAAGAACUUUGACCAGUACACCAUCGACCCGGGAACCAGAUACCCGAACUUGAACUCCAGCUGUGUUCGGCCUCACCAGGUGAGGCAAUUAUAUGUUACCAAUGAGCUGCAGCAGUGUCCUCUUGAGAGGGUGAGCUCCAUCAGAAGAUCAGUGAACCUCAGAAGACAAGAGUCAGAUAUUCGGCCCAACAAGCUUUUGACGUGGUGCCAGAAGCAGACAGAGGGGUACAGGAACGUGAAUGUCACUGACCUGACCACCUCCUGGAAAAGUGGCCUUGCCCUGUGUGCCAUCAUCCAUCGCUUCAGGCCUGACCUCAUUGACUUCGAGGCUCUGAAGGAGGACGACGUGGUGAGGAACAACCAGCUGGCGUUCGACGUGGCCGAGCAGGAGUUCGGGAUCCCGCCGGUGACCACGGGCCAGGAGCUGGGCUCGGCUGGGGAGCCCGACAAGCUCAGCAUGGUGCUCUACCUGUCCAAGUUCUACGAGCUCUUCCGGGGCACCCCUCUGCGAGCUGUGGAUGCUGCUGAGAAGCAAAAUGGAGAAAAUAAUGAUCUUGGUUCAGCAAAAUCAUCGAAUUUCAUCUUUAAUAAUUAUAUCAAUUUAACUUUGCCAAGAAAACGAGUACCGAAGGCUGAAGGGAAAGCAGAGGAGAACGAGACCAACAAAAGGCGUCGGAAAGGGCUCUUUGGUGUCUUUGAGCAGACUGCAGGCUUUCCAAGCCAGGGGACAAACAAUGGGAAAGAACAGAGUGAUGGCAGAGAAGGACUGAACCAGAACAAAGUCAAAUCAAUGGCAACUCAGCUGCUGGCAAAGUUUGAAGAGAAUACUUCCAAUACAACUCUGCGAAGACAGGAGCUAACAGAUAGAGCAGCCCUGCUGUCCUCUGAGCCUCCUGUCAAUCCUCGCUUUGCUAAACCCAUGGAUCCAAGCCUUCUCCCACCUCAGCCAAAAAGGCAGUUUCAGGUGGUAGCUAGGAGUGAGCACGAGGUCAGGGAACCCCAACAGUCUUUAAAAGGUUCUGAUCAUAUGGCCAGGAGAGCAAAGACUGUGCCCAAAACAGACCCCCAGCCCAGUGUGUCAGAAACCUCUGAAAAUCUCGCAUCUGCCUGUUCUGCUGCAUUUGUACUUUCUGGAGUGCUUGAGCGUCUUCAGCACCUGGAGGAGAAAAUGAAACAGAAAAGAGCUCAGACCAUAGCAAAUAGGGAAUUCCAUAAAAAGAACAUUAAAGAGAAAGCAGCACAUCUUGCCUCAAUGUUUGGAUACGUGGAGUUUCCAAAGAAUAAGCUACCUACUAAAGGCUUAUCCCAUUCUCAGCCCCCAACUCCCUCUUGCCCUCCACCUCAUCAUUCAGCUGUUGCUGCUUCAUCAUCUGUUGGUUCAGCUUCCUCUGCUGUUUCUUCUCAACAGACAACUGUAGGAAAGGUCUCACGUGCCAUUGGAGCUGUGGCUGAAGUUCUUGUAAAUCUGUAUGUGAAUGAUCACAGGCCCAAGCCACAGCUUGAACUGAAGCGGUCUCUGGACAGAGCUGCAGGUUCUUGCCCCAAUCCUCACUCUCCAUCUGCUGCCUCCAGUGCUCAGAGAUGCCAGGGUUCUCUGCGAAAGGAAUUCCCCAAGUCCAUCGGGGGGAGUGACAUCUGUUACUUCUGCAAGAAGCGGGUGUACGUGAUGGAGCGGCUGAGCGCCGAGGGCCACUUCUUCCACAGGGAGUGCUUCAAGUGUGACAUCUGUUCCACCACGCUCCGCCUAGGAAUCUACGCCUUUGAUGUCGAGGAAGGUAAAUUUUACUGUAAACCUCAUUUUACGCACUGCAAAACCAGUACGAAGCACAGAAAGAGAAGGGCAACAAUACAAAUCCAUGGACAGGAGGCGCUAGAUGCGUGGAAGAAAGUGGAAGCCAAGGCCACAGAGAUCAGCACAGAAAGCACUUUGUCCACUGCUAGCAGCCCAGAGGACAGGUCCCCAGGCUGCUGGCUGCCCGUGGCUGACGAGCCCACAUCCCCCAAGAAGGCCAAGAGCACCGUGGAGCAGCAGGAGCUGGAGCGCUGGCUGUGCCCCGAGUGGGUCCCUGUCAGGGUGAUCCCUGAGGAGGAGAUGGCUGAGCACAACCUCCUGGCUGUCAGGGUCAUGGUGGCCAGUGAUGGCAGCAGCUCGGAGCUGGAGUCUGAUCCCAACGGGGACUCCUCCAGCUCGGAGGUGGGCGAGGGGCAGAGCUGGCUGCCCGAACCUUCCUCCUGCUCCAGCCCCAUCCAGAGGUGGGCACUGCUGGCCAGGAGCCCCGUGCUGCCCGAGGACAGUCCCACAACAUCCAAAGUGGCUGAUGCACUCCAGAGAGCCAACAGCUUCCAGUCCACAGCGUUAAAUAAGUACCAGAACUGGAGGAGGAAGAUCCAAACCAGCUUUCCUCUGCUGUCGAGCAGGAAGCCUGGGCUGCAGGGGAAGGACAGCCCAGCCAGCUGCCAGGCUGCUGCUGCUGCACAGGAGCACUCCCCAGCACAGUUGUCUUCUUACAAGAAGCCACCAGAAAUUCCAAGAGGACAUUUCAAGCCCUGCAGCCCGGUAUUUCAAAGGAAAGAGAAAGGCAGGGAGAUGCCUGAAGACACACACUGCUGUGUUCCCCACUGUGAGCUUCAGAGCAGCACCACAGGUCCUCCAGGGCCCCCUCUGGGGAAUGGGACACUGGCUGCUGAUUUCUGUGAGCCUGAAGACAGUGACAGUGGGACACACCCAGCCCGGGGCUGGAAGGGAGAAACAGGGAAAUGCAUCUCUGAACCAGAGCACUUCACCAGGAGGAGCAAAGCGCUGCCACCGCUGGGCUGGAAAGAGAAAGAUGGCAAAAGCAGCAGGCAGCCAGAAGGAAAGCUUGAGCAGGAGCUAAAGGAGGCAAAGCAGAGGCUGGGGCUGCGUGGCUGGAGCAGGACAGACAGACAGAAUGGGAAUGAUGGAGCCCUGCGUGCUCCAGGGGAAAAGGAUGCUGCCUGCAGAAAGGAGCUGCUCCAGCACUCUGCUGCUCCUGGGCCUCUCUCACUGGCAGCUGCUGCUCCACCAGCUUCACCUGUGGCUCUGAAGGUGCCAGAUGUGCUUUCCAGGGAGCAUGCAGCUGGCCAACCAAAAUCCCCACUGAGGAUCAUAGCCAGUGCUAUCAAAAGGUCCCUCUGGGAGCCCCUGGCCUCAGCUCCAGAAGCACUAAAGCAGGACUCAGACAGCAAAGUCAAAGGCUCUUCAGAGCACACCUUCUUCCGCUUCCCCAGCGCUCCUGGCUAUUCCCUGAGCCAAAGGAACAGGAACAACAAUAACACUCAGUCACAGGACCCUAAAGUAAGGGAGCAGACAGGAAAAGACAGAGGAGAUGGGAGCCCUGACUCAAACCUGUCUCAUCCUCCUGUGGGCUCUGAAGGGAUGUCUCUGAGGGAUCACAGGGAAGAGAUGUCCUUCACACCCUACAGGCCUUCCAAAACAGCCCAUCUACCUCAGAAACCAGCUUGCACUAGGAUGGAGGAAGUCCCAGGGCUCCUGGAAAAGUUCACCUUUGAAGACAGUCCUCUAGGGACUCCCGUGGAUGAAGUCUGUAUCCGUAAGAAAAAGUCCACUCUUCUUUCAUCUCCAGAGCCCAGGAACUCCCUCAAGGGCAAUCUGGAUGUCUCUGCACAAAAAGGGUCACUCUUCAAUAGAGUGAGAAGCAAAGCUCGUGAAAGGGAACAGAAUUCCUUGGUGUUACCUCUGCCUGUCAUUAAGGACCAUUCUCCAGAAAGGUUGUGUUAUCCUUUCACAGGAUAUGAACACCUACCUGCCAGAAAACAAGCUACUGGGUAUUCUACUUCAUCCUCCGAUGAGGAGUUUGAAUCCAAGCCUUCAUUAACACACAAGGCAAAAAGGGCUCUCAGAAAGAGAAGGAAACUGGAGAAGGAGACAAAGCAGUUGAUUAAACAAGAGGAGCUGAAGAGACUUCACAAAGCACAGGCAGUCCAGCGCCAGCUAGAAGAACUGGAGGAAAGACAAAGAGCCCUGGAGAUUUUUGGUGUCGAACUGGAGAGAGAACUGAGAGGAGAAGCAGAUUCAGGCACAAAGGAUGAAAAUCAGAUGCUGCACGAGUGGUUUGAGCUGGUCAUGGAGAAGAAUAAAUUGAUGCGUUAUGAGUCUGAGCUCCUGAUUAUAGCCCAAGAGCUGGAACUGGAGGACCACCAAAGCAGGCUGGAACAGAAGCUGAGGGAGAAAAUGGCCAUUGAUGACAGCCUCAAAGAUGAGAUGGAUCUGAAGGAGGAGGAUGAAAUUUUUACCGAGAUGAUGCAAGUGGUUGAAGAAAGGGACAGACUCGUUUGUGCCUUAGAGGAGCAGAGAGUGAAAGAAAGAGCAGAAGACCAGCACUUUGAAAGCCUUAUCCUAUCUACAGGUUAUCAGCUGAGCGGGAUUUAAACAGCCACAUGCAAACAAACAUCCUUGCAGCAGUGCUCCCUGUCACGGAGAUACAGUCUUCUGGAAAAUGAAGGAAUUCAAAUUUAAAAUCAGCUUAUUUGGGAAACACGUCAUUUUGUUAUCCAAAGCUUUAAAGCAGUUCUUUUGCUUGUGCCAGAGACAGUCAUUUCACUGUCAGCUCAAAGGAUCACUGGGAUACAGAUUGGGACUGAAUUUGCCUGUCUGAUGGGCACCAGGGUCUGUGAAAGGGAAAUCAGAACUCCAUUAUUCUCUUGGUGUUUUAUUUUAAUGCUGAGAGUAGAGUUUCUGAGGCACAUGGUGACAUCACUUAGUAUUUUUGAGACAGCCUUACUUUCCAUCUGUUUGUCUGAAUCUGUGUGGCUUUGUUAGUAUUUUGGCAUGUGGUCAACUGUAGAAAAGUCAGAAAACAAGCAUCUCAUAAAAAUAGGGUUAGUCUUUAUUUCUGGUGGAGGAAGAGUCAUUUGACUAAUGACUACAUAUAAGCACUUACUAAAACUACUGUAAAUGCAAUGUCAGAAAUUAAUUUUUCAGGCAUUUAUAAGUUUUAUUGCACUGUGUAUUUUUGAACAAGAAGUUAAAGCAAUAUUAAAUCCCUGCAUUUUGUAAAAUGGUAAGGGAUUAUCAAAGAGAUGACUAUCCUUACAGCUGUUACACGCUCAAAGAACUUUCUGUAUAUCAGAGAUUAAGGUCUUUAAGAUAAGAUAAAAGGUAAUUUGAAAACAGUAAUUCAAACCCAACUGAUAUUUAUAGGGCAGUACCAUGACAGACUUCACAUUUCUUCAUAAAAUACAUCACAAAUUGUAUUGUUGGGUGUGAUGAAUGGUAUGGCAGUAAAGACCUCCCCAAGAAUCAUCCCAUAAAAGGACUGCAAAAAAUGUUCAGUUUUUAAUAUCAACAUUGAUAGAAAAGAUUGUGAGUGUAUUUAAGUUACAUUUAUCUUGCUGCUUGAGAAUAUAUGCCUAUUUUUUGCUUAAAGGGACCAUCUCCUAUCUUUUUUGUACGUGCAUUUGUAGAUAUUGGCAGAACAGCAUGCAGAAAUUAUCCUAAUUUAAGUAACUUCUUAAAUCAGAGAUCAUUCUGCAGUUUAAGAUUGGUAGUAUUCCCAACUGUAUGUGUGAUGCACUGGAUUUUCAAACUGGAAAGACAAAGGGAAACUGAAAGACUGGGGGGUUUUUUUGUUUGUUUCUUUUUGGGUUUUUUUGUUCUUUUGGUUUUUUUAUAUCAUUUUACCUCGUGCUCUGGGAGGAUUUGAUGUUCUCAUUAUUUUGUGAAUGGUGCUAGUUUGCAGCAUCUGCGUAUGGUACAGCCAAAGAUAGAAGCAUUCCUGUUGAAAAAGCUUUAAACUGGAAAACCUCUUGGUGAGUACUAAAACAAAGUCACAGACACACUGGAUCCUGUCACAAUAAUUUAUGAGUUAUCUUCAGGGUUUUUUUUUGUUUUUGAUUUUUUUUCUGUAUUGCAAGAAAUUUGAAAUACCCUUUCUAAAGGUAAAAGCAAGUUUUUGCUAUUGGCCACGGAUGAAUAAUAUACCUCUGUUGGUGCAAGCUUUAUACUAUUCUCUGCAAUAUUUAUUUAUAUUUAUUUAUUAGACUGCUUAGAGAGGGUAAGAAUGUCUGGUUACCUGUUACAUUUUGGAUGUUGUCUCUGAUUUUGAUUGAAAAAAUGUGUAUUUCUAACAACUGUGUGUAGCAAAGCUGUGCACUGUAGAGUAGACAGCUUUACAGAUUUGGUAAAUAAUUAGCAGUAAAAUAUUAAUUAAGAUUUUAAACAACGUUCUCAUCCACCAUAACUUGAGGGAUGCCCUUAAAACACAGCCUUCAGGGCUUUAACAUACAAUUUGUCUUUCAUCACAGUGAAAAGACACAGAAGAAUCAUAAAAUGUGUUCCAAAAUAACCACCAGACUGUUUUUUCCCCUUCUCAUUCACUGGCUAAGCAUACCUGAUCUUCAGAUGACAUUUUUACUGAGAUGGAUUGCAGUGAUUGAUUUUUUAAACCAACUCUAUUACUUAAGACUGACAUAAAGUAGGAGAGGCAGAACAGCAAUAAAUAUUUUAAUUUUCUCUGUUGAGAACUGCUGGUAUUUCCAGUUUUGCAGGGAGAAUUCCUGGGGUUUAUCACUGUCCCCAAUCCUGCCUCAUGCAGUCCUGUAGAAAAAGUCUAGGAAAUGUCAUAAUUUUCUGUGAGAUUCAUAAUGGUUUCAAAGUAUUUUUAACAAGUUUGAAAGCAAAAUUGUUAGAGCUUUGCACAGGAGGAGAAUUCUGCAGAAAUCUCCAGUUAUAUCAAGGAUUGUUUUUUUCACCUUACUUGUACAAUUAAGAAGUCCAUUCACAUUAGUGUUGCUGUGGCAAAUAAACCCUGAGAUUUCUGUUUAUAGCUCCAUGUUCAGCUAUAAAACCAAACUCCAAAGGGUGCCUUCCCUUUAGCUGCAUUCUUGAGAGUAUCAGAGUCCACAGAAGCUGAGUGCCAUCCAAAAAUAUUCUCUGCUAAAGAAAUACUUUUCUGGAUGCCCUGUGGUUGUUACACAUGCUCCACCCAAAACUGCCUGCUCUUGGGUGGAAAAACCUGUCAGGCUACAGCUGCCCUGCCUGACAUCAAGUACCUCACAAGAUUAGAUCAAAAAAUAAACCAUGCAAGUGAUUUAGAAAAUCAUAAACUCCUAAGUCAUUUAAAGCAGGUCAUGGAUAUUGUGAGAGUAAAGAAGGGAGUUAAAAAGGGAGAAGCUAUGCACUGUUCACAGGUCAAUUCCAUAUGGUUGGCUUGUACUAGAAAUGUAUUUAAGCACUGGUUUGGUUAUGAGUUUUCUUGCUGCUCAAUCUUUUCUGUAACUUGGCUCACUAAUUUAUAAUAGAUUUGUUCAUUUUUAAGUUCAUGGCACUGUCAUUUUGGGGUACAAUGUGUUGUGCUGGAAUGUACUGAGUGUGUUUAA
Messenger RNA from Catharus ustulatus (Swainson's thrush), 8890 nucleotides. It is a transcript of the gene MICAL2, whose product is annotated as microtubule associated monooxygenase, calponin and LIM domain containing 2. The record is from RefSeq and is a predicted model, not a curated record. Gene Ontology annotation, molecular function: protein binding; FAD binding. Bases 162 to 5942 code for a protein of 1926 amino acids. Lineage: Eukaryota; Metazoa; Chordata; Aves; Passeriformes; Turdidae. The transcript is spliced from 36 exons.